Messenger RNA from Penicillium griseofulvum, 552 nucleotides. Its product is annotated as cytochrome c oxidase assembly factor 1 family protein. The transcript is spliced from 2 exons. NCBI's taxonomy places the organism in Eukaryota, Fungi, Ascomycota, Eurotiomycetes, Eurotiales, Aspergillaceae. The record is from RefSeq and is a predicted model, not a curated record. Gene Ontology annotation, biological process: mitochondrial respiratory chain complex IV assembly. Gene Ontology annotation, cellular component: mitochondrial inner membrane. Bases 1 to 552 code for a protein of 183 amino acids.
AUGUCCUUCUUCCGUGUAUUUACGCGGCGCGCCGCGCUCGCCCGGAAACCCACACGGCCCAACACAAUCAGCCGACGGACAAUGAUGCCAGCCCCCGGCCCGAACGCAGGUCCACUGCUAGAACGACGUGCGGACCGAGAGCUACCGAACCCCAAGCCAGGCCGAAAGUGGCUUCUCACAUUCCCUAUUUUCGCUUUGGCGACGGGUGCAGGCAUGCUUGGACUCUUCAAUUACCAGAAGUCGUCGUCGAGUAUCGUGAACAGCACGCUGUAUGCGUUGCGGACGUCGCCGCAGGCUCGUGAGAUCCUCGGCGAUGAAAUCUACUUUGCGCAGCAGAUUCCGUGGAUCAGUGGUGAGAUGAAUCAAUUGCAUGGUCGCAUUGAUAUCUCGUUCUGGGUUAAGGGGACAAAGGCCCAGGGCAAGAUGAGGUUCCGCAGCAUUCGGCCGGAUCGUAUGAGCUAUUUCCGUACUGAGGUAUGGAGUCUGGAGACUGAGGAUGGAAAGGUGGUCCAAUUGCUCGACGGUGAUAGCGAUCCCUUCCGGAAGAACUGA